AUGGGCCCUGUAUUCUUUAUCCCCCAAACGCCGAACACGACUUACUGGGCUCUGUCGAUGCCGGGUAUUGCCCUUGUGACCUUCGGCCCAGACCUGACAUUCGCGGCCGCGUCGAUCUUUAUCACGUCCAAUGUGCCCCGCUCCUUCCAGGGUUCAGCCGGGAGCCUACUCGUGAUGAAUCAAAAUCUGUCCGCCGCCAUUGUGACGGCCAUUGAAGACACAGUCGGGAAAGAAUUCACCAAAACGGGUGGCGACGGGUAUAGUCUGGACUUGGACGCUUUACGGGCGAUUUGGUGGUUUAAUUUUGCGAUUUCGCUUGCGGCGGCGGCGGUUUGUGUUGGGUUUGUUCGCAUCCCCAGGAGCGAGAAGAAGGAUCACGUGGAGUGA
Messenger RNA from Aspergillus aculeatus ATCC 16872, 387 nucleotides. RefSeq lists its product as uncharacterized. The record is from RefSeq and is a predicted model, not a curated record. Gene Ontology annotation, cellular component: membrane. Bases 1 to 387 code for a protein of 128 amino acids. The transcript has a single exon. Lineage: Eukaryota; Fungi; Ascomycota; Eurotiomycetes; Eurotiales; Aspergillaceae.